UUUAAACCAAGUUUAUCUAAGUUUAUUAACUUACACCCUAUGGUGUACAGUAUGUAUGCAGUGACGGUGAGCAGAGGUUCUACCCCUUAGUAUUUGGGGACGCGUCUGUCUCAUCCCUCCCAUUCCUAUGUCUCUGACUCCUCCACCCGUACUCUCCGCAGAACGACGCGAGCUCCAGCUGCUGUGAACAACCAAGGUUUAUGUAUUUAUGUUUGAAGCGGCAACAAUGAACACGAGCAGUGGACCCUGGGAAGGAGCAGCAAUCAGCACAACUGAAUAUGAUUAUUCUGAUUUUGGACUUAUUGCACCAUGUGAAUACGGACCCCAUGCAAGCCGGUUCCUCCCAGUGCUCUACUCCCUGUUCUUCGUGGUGGGCUUCCUGGGCAACAUGCUGGUGCUGUGGGUGAUCCUGAGAAGUGUUCAGAUAAAAAGCAUGACUGAUGUGUCUCUCCUGAACCUGGCGAUCGCUGACCUUCUACUAAUCUUCACUCUCCCGUUCCUGGCUCACUAUGCCAGAGAUACCUGGGUAUUUGGUAACACCAUGUGCACUCUGGUCCUUAGUGUGUACUACAUUGGAUUUUAUGCUAGUAUUAUCUUUAUUGUGCUGAUGGGCAUCGACAGAUACUUGACUAUCGUUCAUUCUGUGUUCGCCUUGAAAAUCCAAACAAAGGCUUUAGGGAUUUUAGCAAGCAUGGUAGUCUGGAUGAUAGCUGUUGCAGCAUCAUUUCCUGAGGUACUGUAUCUUGGAGUUGAAACAUUUGGAAAAGAAUUAGUUUGCAGUGCUUAUCCAAAAACUAAAGAAAGUCACAAUGAGGUGAGAAGUGCAGCUUUCAUUAAAAUGAAUGUUUUGGGCAUGCUGAUCCCACUAAUUAUUGUGGGAUUUUGUUAUUCGAUGGUGCUCAGAAAACUUCAGACCCUUCAUACAUCCAAAAAACAAGUCAUUCGUCUCGUUGUUGUGGUCACAGUAGUUUUCCUCUGCUGUUGGAUACCGUACAACAUUGCAGCACUCCUUAAAGCACUGGAACUAAAGCACAUCCUGUCUCCAGAGUGUGCGUCCAGCAAAAGUAUCCAAAUGAUGCUGCAAGUCACUGAAGCCGUGGCGUACUCACACAGCUGUCUCAAUCCGUUCCUCUAUGUGUUUGUGGGUGAAAAGUUCAAGAAGCAUCUCGCCAGGCUCCUCCUCCAGACGCCAUGUGUCCAUGUGCAGUGUAUGAAGCGCUACACGACCCAGGUCUCAGGCUCAGUUGAUCCACAAACUGAAAAUGUUGAUGAACUCUCAGUUGCCAUCUAAAUGCUCAAAGAACAGCAUAAUGUAUAUAAAUACAUCUACAUGUCUUAUAAAUCUCUUAAAUAAGUUAACAAUUAUUAUAAUAUGCACCACUUGUGAAUGGUUUGUGAAGUUUCAGAGUGGUUGCUUUAACCUUUUUACCUUUAAUAUGCAUCGUUCACAAAAAAUGUGUUUACAGUGUACUUAUACAGUAUAUAACAUUCAUGGACAUAUAAUUAGACAGUAAUUAAGGAUGAAUUAUUAUGUUUGCAUUUAACUGCACAUACACAUAUGCAAGACAUAUAUGAAAUGGAAAAAGUAAGUAAAUAGUGGUAAUAGUAUAAUCCCAUGUGACUGACCAAGCAAAUUAUCACUGUGUCUCAAAUGUCAUACUGUGUAUUAUUCUAGACAGUCAUUGUGUAUUAAGAUGAAUCACUUAUUUUAUCUUAAAACACA
Molecule: messenger RNA, 1723 nt
Organism: Clarias gariepinus (North African catfish)
Lineage: Eukaryota; Metazoa; Chordata; Actinopteri; Siluriformes; Clariidae
Product: C-C chemokine receptor type 5-like
Exons: 3
Coding region: 209-1291 (360 amino acids)
Biological process (GO): G protein-coupled receptor signaling pathway; chemotaxis; immune response
Cellular component (GO): membrane
Molecular function (GO): chemokine receptor activity
Source: RefSeq, a predicted model, not a curated record